AUGGCAAUGGUAUCGAAGAUCCCGUUCCAACUUACGGGCCGUUAUGCCGAACGCAACAAGUGGGAGAACCUCAACGGCCCAGGAGACUCGCGUGUAACCGGAAUGAAGAUCAUCGAAGACAAAGGUCUUGUCGGCGCCAUGAGUGACAAAGUCGUCCUAAUCACGGGCGUUUCUUCAGGCAUGGGGCCAGCCACUGUUCGCGCUUUAGCUUCGACCGGAGCGACCAUAUUCGCAACAGCGCGGAACCUCGACAAGGCCAAAGAGGCCCUGGGAUCCCUCCUGGACACGGGUCGUGUACACCUACUUUUCAUGGACCAGACGGACCUAUCAAGCGUCCGAGCCUGCGCCGAAGACUUCCGCCGGCGCAGCUCCAAGCUCAACAUCGUGAUCAACAACGCGGGCGUCAUGAACACGCCCGAGCAGCGCACCAAGGACGGCUUCGAGCUGCAGCUCGCGACGAACCACCUCUCGCACUUUCUGCUCUUCCACCUGCUGCGCGACCUGCUGCUUGCCAGCACGGAGCCGGGCUUCCACUCGCGCGUCGUCAACGUCUCGUCCUCGGGCCAUCGGUACGGCCCCGUGCGCUUCGACAACCUGAACUUGGACGGGAUAUAUGAUGGGUGGGCUGCCUACGGCCAGUCCAAGGCGGCCAACAUCUACAUGGCGAACCAGAUCGAGCGGCUGUUCGGCGCGCGCGGCCUCCACGGCUACAGUCUGAGCCCCGGCAGCUUCUUCAGCCCGAACCUGCAGAAAUACUCGCAGGAGGGUAUCGAGACCGCCAAGGGCGACCAGCGCAUGAUGAAGUACUUUGGCAGUUUCGAGCAGGCCUGCGCGACGAGCGUGUUCGGCGCCGUGUCCGCCGAGCUGGAGGGCAAGGGGGGCCUCUAUCUGGAAGGCGCUUCGGUCGCCGGGCCCGUGCCCCCCGACGGCGACGUGAUCGAGUACGGGUAUGGCGAGUGGGCCUUUGACCGCGAGAAGGAGGAGAAGCUGUGGGAAGUGAGUAGGCAGAUGGUGGGCGUUGAGUGA
This is a messenger RNA of Anthostomella pinea, 1026 nucleotides long. Lineage: Eukaryota; Fungi; Ascomycota; Sordariomycetes; Xylariales; Xylariaceae. The record is from the annotation of a GenBank genome assembly.